Messenger RNA from Salvelinus fontinalis (brook trout), 4900 nucleotides. RefSeq names its product NACHT, LRR and PYD domains-containing protein 3-like. The transcript is spliced from 8 exons. The coding region runs from base 86 to 3235 and encodes 1049 amino acids. Gene Ontology annotation, molecular function: protein binding. NCBI's taxonomy places the organism in Eukaryota, Metazoa, Chordata, Actinopteri, Salmoniformes, Salmonidae. The record is from RefSeq and is a predicted model, not a curated record.
AUGAGAGAUGUAAUGUUUGUCUCUGUUGUGUUGAAGCCCAAUCAAGCAGGAGAGACCAGCCUCUCCUGUUCCCAGCUGUGUGUCCAUGAAGAGUGACAAGUCUAUGGGUCUACCUCUAAACUUUAGAGAGGGAGACUUUUCUACUGAACAAAGAAACCAACAGGAGAGAUCAGAGUCAGAGAUUCUCAGUGGUCAGUCUUCCCAGAGUCAUCAAACAGACCUGGCCUCCAUAUUCAGUAUGCUUGAAGAGAAAAUUAUGACAUUUGUGAAGAACGAGCUGAAGAUGUUCAAGAGGAUUCUUAGUCCAGAACUCCCAGAAGGCUUUGAGAGUCAGAAGCAGGAAGUGGUGGAUGCUGAAGAUGAGAAGCAGGAGAGCAGUGCCAGAGAGGGGGCUCUGAAGAUCACACUGCACGUCCUGAGGAAAAUGAACCAGAAGGACCUUGCUGACACACUGGAGAAAUAUUCAGAUGAGCUUGCUGUGAUUUGCCAACGUGAACUCAAAUCUAAUCUAAAGAAGAAGUUUCAAUGUGUUUUUGAGGGGAUCGCUAAACAAGGAAACCCAACACUUCUCAAUAAGAUCUACACAGAGCUCUACAUCACAGAGGGUGGAACAGGAGAGGUCAAUAAUGAACAUGAGCUGAGACAGAUUGAGACAACAACCAGGAAACAAGCAAGACCAGAGACUGCAAUCAAAUGUAACGAUAUCUUCAAACCCUUAACUGGACAAGACAAACGUAUCAGAACUGUGCUGACAAAGGGAGUCGCUGGCAUUGGAAAAACAGUCUCUGUGCAGAAGUUCAUUCUGGACUGGGCUGAAGGAAAAGCAAAUCAGGAUGUCCAAUUUGUAUUUUCAUUCCCUUUCCGGGAGCUGAAUUUGAUGAAAGAGGACAAACACACUUUCAUUGAACUUCUCAAUCACUUCUCAAUGGAAACCAAACAAUCAGGAAUCUCCAUCUACAACAAGUACAAAGUUCUGUUCAUCUUUGAUGGUCUGGAUGAGUGCCGACUGCCCCUAGACUUCCAGAAGAACAAGAUCUGUUGGGACGUCACAGAGUCAACCUCAGUGGAUGUUCUGCUGACAAAUCUCAUCAAGGGAAAUCUGCUUCCCUCUGCUCUCCUCUGGAUAACUACCCGACCUGCAGCAGCCAAUAAGAUCCCUUCAGGGUGUGUUGACCAGGUGACAGAGGUACGAGGGUUCAAUGACCCACAGAAGGAGGAGUACUUCAGGAAGAGAUUCAGUGAUGAGGACCUGCCCAGCAGAAUCAUCUCACACAUAAAGACAUCAAGGAGCCUCCACAUCAUGUGCCACAUUCCAGUCUUCUGUUGGAUUUCUGCAACAGUCCUUGAACACAUGCUGAAACAUAAGAGAGAAGAGAUGCCCACGACUCUGACUGAGAUGUACACACACCUUGUGGUGUUUCAUACCAAACAGAAGAAUGAAAAGUAUCUUGGGAAAGAAGAGACAGGUCCACACUGGAAUAAAGAGAGCAUUCUGUCACUGGGAAAACUGGCUUUUCAACAGCUUGUGAAUGGCAAUCUGAUUUUCUAUGAAGAAGACCUGAAGCAGGCUGGCAUUGAUGUCAGUGAAGCCUCCGUGUGCUCAGGAUUGUGCACACAGCUCUUUAAAGAGGAAUGUGUGCUGUACCAGGACAAGGUGUACUGCUUUGUUCAUCUGAGCAUUCAGGAGUUUCUGGCUGCUGUAUAUGUGUUCCUCUCAUUCAUCAACAACAAUGAGAAUCUAAUGGAUGAUCCUCAAUCAAUGUUCAGAUACUUUUUGUCGCUUUUCAGAAACAAGUCUGAAGUUACUUUCUACAAGAGUGCUGUGGAUAAAGCCUUACAAAGUGAGACGGGAAACCUGGACCUUUUCCUCCGCUUCCUUCUGGGCCUCUCACUGGAGUCCAAUCAGAAGCACUUACGAGGUCUACUGACAAAGACAAGAAGCAGCUCACAGACCCAUGAAGAAACAGUCAAGUACAUCAAGGAGAAGAUCGGGGAGAAUCUCUCUCCAGAGAGGAGCAUCAAUCUGUUCCACUGUCUGAAUGAACUGAAUGACCUUUCUCUAGUGGAGGAGAUCCAAAGCUACCUGAGCUCAGGAAGUCUCUCAAAACCCAACCUGUCACCUGCACAGUGGUCAGCUCUGGUCUUUGUGUUGCUGACUUCAGAAAAGGAGCUGGAUGUGUUUGACCUGAAGAAAUACUCCAGAUCAGAGGAAGGUCUUCUGAGGCUGCUGCCAGUGGUCAAAGCCUCCAGAGCUGUUCUGCUGUCAGGCUGUGGAGUCACAGAGGAAGGCUGUGCUUCUCUGGUCUCAGCUCUGGAGUCAAACCCCUCACACCUGAGAGAGCUGGACCUGAGUAACAAUGACCUGAAGGAUUCAGGAGUGAAGCUGCUCUCUGCUGGACUGGGGAAUCCCCACUGUAAACUGGAGACUCUGAGGCUGUCAGGCUGUCUAGUCACAGAGGAAGGCUGUGCUUCUCUGGUCUCAGCUCUGGAGUCAAACCCCUCACACCUGAGAGAGCUGGACCUGAGCUACAAUCAUCCAGGAGACUCAGGAGUCAGACUGCUCUCUGCUGGACUGGAGGAUCCACACUGCAGACUGGAGAAACUCAAUGUGGAACAUGGUGGAGAGUACACAAUGAAACCUGGACUUAGAAAAUAUGUCUGUGAUCUCACACUGGACCCAAACACAGUAUACAUGCGCCUCUCUCUGUCUGAGGAGAACAGAAAGGUGACACAUAUGGGAACGUGCCAGCCGUAUCCUGAUCACCCAGAGAGAUUUAUGGAAUGUGGACAGGUGCUGUGUAGAGAGAGUCUGACUGGGCGCUGUUACUGGGAGGUAGAGUGGAGUGGGAGAGGAAAGGAAGUUUGGAGUGGGAGAAGGGUUGAUAUAGGAGUGACAUAUAAAGGAAUCAGCAGGAGAGAAGGGGGUGAGGAGUGUUGGCUUGGAUACAAUGACAAGUCCUGGAGUCUGCGCUGCUCUGACAGCAGUUACUCUGCCUGGCACAAUAAUAUCUCCACUACCAUAGACGUCCCCUCCUCCAGCUCCCACAGAGUAGGAGUGUAUCUGGACUGGCCAGCCGGCACUCUGUCCUUCUAUACAGUCUCCUCCGACACACUGACCCACCUGAACACAUUCACCUCCACAUUCACUGAGCCCCUCUAUCCAGGGUUUCAUCUUUGGGGUUGUAGUGCCUCAGCGUACCUUUGUCAGGUGGUUCCAAUGUCAAACACAACAUGAUGUUUCACUCUAAUCAGGGUCAUGUUCAGUGAGACACACUGGAGCAACAAUGUAGAAUAUCUCUCUAGUCAUGAGUUAAAAUACUAUUAUUAUAUCUAAAUAUUCAUGAUUUUACACCACCUAUGUUAAUAGUCAUUAAUAGAACGAAUCACCAAACUGUGUUGUAGAAACUGGUUUCAUUAAUAUAAUUAAUCACCUCACUGUGUUGUUAAAACUGGUUUCAUUAAUAUAAUGAAUCACCACACUGUGUUGUUAAAACUGGUUUCAUUAAUAUAAUGAAUCACCACACUGUGUUGUAGAAACUGGUUUCAUUAAUAUAAUGAAUCACCUCACUGUGUUGUAGAAACUGGUUUCAUUAAUAUAAUGAAUCACCUCACUGUGUUGUAGAAACUGGUUUCAUUAAUAUAAUGAAUCCCCUCACUGUGUUGUUAAAACUGGUUUCAUUAAUAUAAUGAAUCACCACACUGUGUUGUUAAAACUGGUUUCAUUAAUAUAAUGAAUCACCUCACUGUGUUGUAGAAACUGGUUUCAUUAAUAUAAUGAAUCACCACACUGUGUUGUUAAAACUGGUUUCAUUAAUAUAAUGAAUCACCUCACUGUGUUGUAGAAACUGGUUUCAUUAAUAUAAUGAAUCACCUCACUGUGUUGUUAAAACUGGUUUCAUUAAUAUAAUGAAUCACCACACUGUGUUGUAGAAACUGGUUUCAUUAAUAUAAUGAAUCACCUCACUGUGUUGUAAAAACUGGUUUCAUUAAUAUAAUGAAUCACCACACUGUGUUGUUAAAACUGGUUUCAUUAAUAUAAUGAAUCACCUCACUGUGUUGUAGAAACUGGUUUCAUUAAUAUAAUGAAUCACCACACUGUGUUGUUAAAACUGGUUUCAUUAAUAUAAUGAAUCACCACACUGUGUUGUAGAAACUGGUUUCAUUAAUAUAAUGAAUCACCUCACUGUGUUGUAGAAACUGGUUUCAUUAAUAUAAUGAAUCACCUCACUGUGUUGUAGAAACUGGUUUCAUUAAUAUAAUGAAUCCCCUCACUGUGUUGUUAAAACUGGUUUCAUUAAUAUAAUGAAUCACCACACUGUGUUGUUAAAACUGGUUUCAUUAAUAUAAUGAAUCACCUCACUGUGUUGUAGAAACUGGUUUCAUUAAUAUAAUGAAUCACCACACUGUGUUGUUAAAACUGGUUUCAUUAAUAUAAUGAAUCACCUCACUGUGUUGUAGAAACUGGUUUCAUUAAUAUAAUGAAUCACCUCACUGUGUUGUUAAAACUGGUUUCAUUAAUAUAAUGAAUCACCACACUGUGUUGUAGAAACUGGUUUCAUUAAUAUAAUGAAUCACCUCACUGUGUUGUAAAAACUGGUUUCAUUAAUAUAAUGAAUCACCACACUGUGUUGUUAAAACUGGUUUCAUUAAUAUAAUGAAUCACCUCACUGUGUUGUAGAAACUGGUUUCAUUAAUAUAAUGAAUCACCACACUGUGUUGUUAAAAGUGGUUUCAUUUAGAAAUGUUUGAACGUGUUGUUAUUGAGCUUCUUGGUGUUUGUAAAUAUUGUAGAAUGUUUAUUUGUCAAAUUCUUGACACAACAAUCCUGUUUGUGUAUAAACUCAAUUCAACUGAAUGAAAUGAUGUGACAGAUGUGACUAAUAAAGGUUCAUCAACCAGA